AUGGCUGCAUCUAUUAAAAUUGACCAACUGACUGGUGAUAAUUACGAUACUUGGAAGAUACAUAUGCGAGCUAUUCUGAAAAAGAAUGAUUUAUGGGAAUAUGUAUCGGGUGCCAUCUUAAAACCUCCACCGAGUGACCCCAAGUAUACAGAAUGGCUUAAAAUGGACGGCAAAGCGGAAUCAGAUAUUUUAUUAGCGGUCAGUUCGAGCGAGUUGGCUGCAUUGGACGGUUUAGAAAGUUCUCGAGCUAUUUGGGAUAAAUUGAAAUCCAUGUAUCAGUCAAGCGGGCCGGCGAGAAAAGCAUCAUUGUUGAAGAAACUGGUGUUAACGCGAAUGAAAGAAGAUGAUGACCUUAAGAAGCAUAUCGCAGAUUUUUUCGAGGCUGUCAAGAAGCUGAGAGAAAUCGGUUUGAUAGUUAUAGACGAACUUUUAGCCAUUUUAUUAUUAUACAGUUUGCCAGAUUCGUUUGCUAUGUUCCGGACGGCAAUAGAAUCACGCGACGAUUUACCCUCAACUGAAUCGUUAAAGGUGAAAAUUAUUGAAGACUUCGAAGGUCGUAAAUCCCAAACGGUAGACCAGGGUGCUAUGUUCGUCAAACGUAUUAACAAAAACACUCAUCUGAAGAAGAAUUGUGAUAACCAUGGCCGUAAAGCGUAUGUUGAAUGCUAUAGGUGUGGUCGGCGUGGACAUAUCGCGAGAGAUUGCAAGGUCAAAUAUACGGGCAAGCAUAAGAAGAGUGCACAGCAAGUAGAACGCGAUGGCGAUAAUGAGCGUAAGACAACGAUGUUAUUGAGUACUACAGAAGAUGUAUUACUUGGUGAGCAAAUAAAUCCUAUUUGGUGCAUUGAUAGCGGUUGCACGGGUCAUAUGUGCAAUGAAAAACAAAUGAUCGAGGAUUUUACACAAUUAAACUCUGAAUUGAAUUUGGCUAAUAGUGAGAGAACGCAAAUAACCGGCACGGGUAAAGUGAGCAUUUCAGUAGAUACGGGCAGUGAAGAACGCCAAAUUAAUUUACAAAAAGUAUUCUACGUAUCGGAUUUACGAACCAAUUUAUUAUCAGUAGCGAAAAUGACAGAUCGCAGGUACGAGGUUCAUUUUAAGAAAAAUAAUGCAACUGUAUGUGACGAAAAUGGAAAGAUUCAUUUGCGUGCAGAUCGUGUUGGGAAUUUAUAUCAUGUGCGUAUGAGUCAGAAUACUGCGAGUAACGUUGAAAAUAAGAAAAAAUCUAUAGAUAUUUGGCAUCAACGUCUUGGACAUCUCAAUGAGCGUGACUUGAAGGCUAUGUCGAAAAGUGGUCUAGUAUAUGGCUUAACAUUUAAUGAUCAUGAAAAAUUGUCUGAAUGUGAUAUAUGUGCAAGUGAAAAACUGGCAUGUGUCCCUUUUCCAAAGUCAAGCGGACAGCGUGCCACCGAGUUAUUAGAAAUCGUGCAUAGCGACGUUUGUGGUCCGAUGAAGACUAAGUCUUACGGCGAGAUACUUGAUGAAGAAGAAAGUAUAGAUAGUGAACAAAUGAAUAUAGAAUUGAAUGAGCCUGUUUCAGAUAAUAGUACGAAGAGUGAAGAUCAAAAAAUACUAAGAGUAAAGAGAAAUAGAGUUAGAACUACAAGGUCACUUGAAAGAGUAGACGAAUCAGAUUUUGAUAGAAAUAGAAGACAUGUUGAUAGAAAAAGAAUCGCAACUGUUUCAUGGGAAGAAUUAAUAGAACCCCCUCAAAGAGGAAGAGGAAGGCCUCGCCUAAUCCGUACUGGCAUGGCGGGCAGACCACGAAAAAUUUAUAAUUUAUUUCAAGAAAAUAGCGAUAGAGAGAAUGAAUCUGAAGAUAGAGAAGAACAAUUAAGUGCAGGAAUAGCAACGAUAGAACCAAUGACAUGGGAUGAAAUAGAAAAUAGUGAUGACUUAAAAGCAUGGCAAAUUGCCCUUGAAUAUGAGAUCCUAGCAAAACUAAAAAAUAAAACAUGGGAAAUUGUACCACGACCGAAACAGAGAAAAGUUAUUGGAAGUCGACUUGUUCUUAGUACUAAAAGUACAGGCAAGAAAGUACGUCUUGUCGCAAAAGGAUGUUCCCAACGACCAGGGGAGGAUUUUCAUGAAACUUCGUCGCCUGUAGAAAGGACUUCAUCAAUAAGACUCAUUGCUGCUUUGUCAGCUGAACUAGGACUAGAGAUCCACCAGAUGGACGUUGUAACAGCUUACCUGAAUGGUUCACUUGAAGAAGAGGUUUACAUGGAGGUGCCUGACCAACUCAGCGAUGUAUUACAGAGAGUACUCGCGAAUGAAAAAGUUGGAUCACAGCAAAGAACAGUGACAGAGAAGAAUAUACUGAAGACAGCUAAAAGUUGGAAUGAAGCUUUGAAUGAAUGUGUUAAUAGUGUAUGUUUGUUGAAAAAGUCUCUGUAUGGUUUGCGUCAGUCUGGAUUGCAGUGGCAUAAAGAACUAGUGAGAAAAUUAGUGGAUUGUGGUUUUGAAGGGUUGCAGCAGGAUCCGUGUGUGUUUGUUGCACAAAAGGGUGAGCGAAUCAUGUUAAUUGGUAUAUAUGUAGAUGAUAUUAUUUUAGCGACGGAUGAUAUUAAUUGGAUGUGUGAUAUAAAGAAAAGUUUGUCAUCAGCAUUUGAAAUGAAAGAUAUGGGUAAAAUAAGUAAUUGUUUAGGUAUAGAAUUUAGUCGUGAUAAUGAAAACAGAGUGUAUUUAAAUCAGAAAUUGAAUGUGAAUAAACUAUUAGAGCGGUUUGGUAUGAGUGUAUAA
This is a messenger RNA of Danaus chrysippus (African queen), 2742 nucleotides long. NCBI's taxonomy places the organism in Eukaryota, Metazoa, Arthropoda, Insecta, Lepidoptera, Nymphalidae. The record is from the annotation of a GenBank genome assembly.